AAAACCCCCAACCCUCUCUCUCUCUCCACCCGAGAUCUCCGAUUCGGGUGCACCCCCCGAGGCCGAGAUGGCAAUGGCGACGGCGCUACGCAGGCUCAACUCCUCCAUCUCCGCCGCUGUCAGGCGUCACCCUUUCGCGCGCGGCUCCCUCUGCUCCAUGUCUUCGUUGCCGAGCGAAGCCGCCUACGGGAAGGAGAGAUCUUGCGUCACGUGGACGAAGCAGCUCAAUGCUCCGCUGGAGGUCGUCGAUCCGGAGAUCGCGGAAAUCAUCGAGCUCGAGAAGGCGAGGCAGUGGAAGGGACUUGAACUUAUACCAUCGGAGAAUUUCACAUCCGUGUCGGUCAUGCAAGCGGUAGGCUCUGUCAUGAUUAACAAAUACAGCGAGGGUUAUCCUGGUGCAAGAUACUAUGGUGGCAACGAAUACAUUGACAUGGCUGAAUCGUUGUGUCAAAAGCGUGCCUUGGAAGCUUUUGGUCUGGAUCCUUCGAAAUGGGGAGUGAAUGUACAGUCAUUGUCUGGGUCACCUUCUAACUUUCAAGUAUAUACUGCACUUUUAAAGCCACAUGAGAGAAUCAUGGCUCUUGAUCUGCCCCAUGGUGGACAUCUUUCUCAUGGCUACCAGACUGAUACAAAGAAGAUCUCUGCAGUUUCUAUAUUCUUUGAAACAAUGCCAUAUAGGCUGGAUGAGAGCACUGGAUAUAUUGAUUAUGAUCAGUUGGAGAAAAGUGCAACACUCUUCAGGCCAAAAUUAAUUGUGGCUGGUGCUAGUGCAUAUGCCCGCCUUUAUGACUAUGAACGCAUUCGAAAGGUAUGUGACAAGCAGAAAGCCAUUCUUCUGGCAGAUAUGGCACACAUCAGUGGACUGGUUGCUGCUGGUGUUAUUCCAUCUCCUUUUAAGUAUGCAGAUAUAGUGACAACUACAACACACAAGUCACUUCGUGGACCACGUGGAGCCAUGAUCUUUUUCAGGAAAGGCCUAAAAGAGAUAAACAAAAAGGGGCAAGAGGUUAUGUAUGAUUUUGUAGAUAAAAUUAAUGCAGCUGUUUUUCCUGGGCUACAAGGUGGUCCACACAAUCAUACCAUUUCUGGUUUAGCUGUUGCACUCAAACAGGCCACCACUCCAGAAUUCAAAGCUUAUCAGGAGCAAGUACUGAAGAAUUGUGCUAAAUUUGCCGAGUGCUUGGUUGAAAAAGGCUAUGAGCUUGUAUCUGGAGGAACAGAUAACCAUUUAGUCCUGGUGAACCUUAAGAACAAGGGAAUUGAUGGAUCUAGAGUAGAAAAGGUGCUGGAGUUGGCACAUAUUGCAGCUAACAAAAACACAGUUCCUGGUGAUGUAUCUGCCAUGGUUCCUGGAGGCAUCAGGAUGGGAACCCCAGCCCUCACAUCAAGAGGAUUUGUCGAAGAGGAUUUUGCAAAAGUUGCUGACUUUUUUGACAUUGCAGUUAAAUUGGCAUUGAAGAUCAAGGCCGAAACUAAAGGUGGAUCAAAGCUAAAGGACUUUGUAGCAACUAUUCAAACUGAUGCUAACAUUCAAUAUGAAAUUUCAAAGCUCUGUCAUGAAGUGGAGGAUUACGCAAAGCAGUUUCCAACAAUUGGAUUUGAGAAAGAGACGAUGAAGUACAGCGACUGAGGUCUAAGUUUUAUAUGAGAAGAAAGCGUGAUAUUUUGCGGUUGGGAUCGAAACUUGCCUGUCCUGCUAUCACCUCAGUUGCAACAAAGUGGAUGGAGGUGGAGGCUGAAAAGAGCUUGGGGAUGUAGGAAGUGGGCGGAGUUGGAAAUAAAGGCUGUUUUCCCUUGAACUUGGAAUCAUCAUCUUUAUAAGAAAGUUAAUAUGUUUUCUGUAUUCUUUCUAAUCCACAGUGCCAACUCGAAACAGUAAAUUCUCGCAUGAGUAUUUGCAUUCAUCCAAGGUUUUAAUCUUUUGUAUUGAA
Musa acuminata AAA Group (dessert banana) is the source of this 1931-nucleotide messenger RNA. Its product is annotated as serine hydroxymethyltransferase, mitochondrial. The transcript is spliced from 16 exons. The record is from RefSeq and is a predicted model, not a curated record. Lineage: Eukaryota; Viridiplantae; Streptophyta; Magnoliopsida; Zingiberales; Musaceae. Gene Ontology annotation, molecular function: glycine hydroxymethyltransferase activity; zinc ion binding; pyridoxal phosphate binding. Gene Ontology annotation, cellular component: cytoplasm. The coding region runs from base 68 to 1630 and encodes 520 amino acids. Gene Ontology annotation, biological process: tetrahydrofolate interconversion; folic acid metabolic process; L-serine catabolic process.